Messenger RNA from Neltuma alba, 2416 nucleotides. Its product is annotated as endoplasmic reticulum oxidoreductin-2. NCBI's taxonomy places the organism in Eukaryota, Viridiplantae, Streptophyta, Magnoliopsida, Fabales, Fabaceae. Gene Ontology annotation, molecular function: thiol oxidase activity; FAD binding; protein-disulfide reductase activity. The coding region runs from base 736 to 2118 and encodes 460 amino acids. The transcript has 10 exons. Gene Ontology annotation, cellular component: endoplasmic reticulum; endoplasmic reticulum membrane. The record is from RefSeq and is a predicted model, not a curated record. Gene Ontology annotation, biological process: protein folding in endoplasmic reticulum.
CAAUACCCUUCUCCACUCUCUCCGGCGACAAUCUUCUUCUAAUCUUUGGCCGGUGAACAUGAGUUGAUUUGAGAUCCAUUGUUGAAAUCGUUGUUUGAAAUCCCAUACGCGGGGUUGUGAUUUAAUCUGUUUGUUUGAAUCUUUUUAGUUUAUGCCAUUUAAUCUGAUAUCGUUUGAAGCUUUGUUUAAGUCUCUUGAAAUCAAUUUGUUAAUCUUCGUGUGAGUUAAAUAUAGCUAAACCGGUUUCGUCGCCGGCGAGGAAAGGCGGCAGGGAGGGGGUUUGUUUUCUCGGUCGGUGGUAUUCCUGUCAUUCUACUUUUAUACAUAUUAAUUAAAUAUAAAAAUUAAAUUUGUUUAUUUGUGGAUUCAACGGGUCACAUUUCUUUCUUGCCUAUUGCCCAUUGUUUGUCUUAACGGAAAAGGAAAACCAUCAACAGCGCCCAUCGUCCUCAACAUUAAUUCCUGAGAUUUGAUUUUCUUCCAUUCUGAGUAGACCUUGGACUAGAAAAGUAAAACCUCGCCUAACCCCCCGACCCGCGUUAAAUGCGUGAAACUCUUUCGCCACAUUGCAUUUCCUCGAAACUCACGCUUCCGUGAUCAUACAAGGCUGUCUGAGAUUUUUCCCUUUCUUCUCUUGGUCGGUUUUUCUCUCGGCCAUUGAACAAUAACUCUUCGUUUCGGAAAAUCUUGGCUAUUUGUGUUGAAAGCACGCAGAUUAGUUCAGAUUCGGACCAGAUGGGUUCGGAGGACAAGAAGAAGGGCUAUUGGACCCUAUGUGUUUGGGUGCUGGGUCCUCUUAUUGCUAUCUUUGUUGCCAUGGCAGUGUUAUACAAAACUUCUCCCAAUAUGGCUCUUUUUGGAGCUAUCAACGGAGCUUGUCAGUGUGCUCAGGGUACGCACAAGUAUAGUGGCAUAGUGGAGGAUUGUUGUUGUGACUAUGAGACCGUGAACCAUAUUAACGUGGAAGUGUUGCAUCCAUCGCUUCAGGAGCUUGUGAAAACCCCAUUCUUUCGAUAUUUCAAGGUUAAGUUAUGGUGCGACUGUCCUUUUUGGCCUGACGAUGGCAUGUGCCGCUUGCGGGACUGCAGUGUAUGUGAAUGUCCAGAGAAUGAGUUUCCAGAAUUAUUCAAGAAGCCUCGUCGCCUUCCAGCGGAUGACCUUAUUUGUCAAGAAGGAAAACCUCAAGCAGCUGUUGAUCGAACCGUAGAUAGAAGAGCUUUCAGAGGAUGGACAGUAACUGACAAUCCCUGGACUAGCGAUGAUGAGACUGACAAUGAUGAAUUGACUUAUGUGAACCUUCAACUAAAUCCUGAAAGAUAUACUGGUUACAGUGGUCCGUCUGCAAGAAGGAUAUGGGAUGCUAUCUAUUCUGAGAACUGCCCUAAAUAUCCAUCCGAAGAGUCAUGCCAGGAGGAAAAAAUUUUGUAUAAAUUGAUAUCUGGUCUUCACUCCUCCAUAUCAAUUCAUAUAGCUGCUGAUUAUCUACUUGAUGAAACGACAAACUUGUGGGGUCAGAAUCUUACUCUAAUGUAUGAUCGAGUCUUAAAGUACCCAGAUCGUGUCAGAAAUGUGUACUUCACCUUCCUUUUUGUCCUGCGAGCAGUAACCAAAGCUGGGGAGUAUCUAGAACAGGCAGAAUACGAUACAGGUAACCCUAUUGAGGACCUUAAGACACAAUCCUUGAUGAGACAGAUGCUUUACAACCCCAAACUUCAAGCAGCAUGUCCAGUUCCAUUUGAUGAAGCUAAGCUGUGGAAAGGCCAAAGUGGUCCAGAGCUGAAACAGAAAAUUCAGCAGCAGUUCAGAAAUAUUAGUGCAAUAAUGGAUUGCGUGGGAUGUGAGAAAUGUCGAUUGUGGGGUAAACUUCAGGUUCUUGGUCUUGGGACGGCACUAAAAAUUCUCUUUACUGUUGAUGGUCAAGAAAAUGGGGAUCAAACACUACAGUUGCAAAGAAAUGAAGUAAUUGCCUUGAUGAAUCUCCUUAACCGGCUGUCUGAAUCAGUCAAAUUUGUUCAUGAAAUGGGACCCGCAGCUGAAAGAAUUGUUGAAGGGCAUGUUUCUACUCAUAGUUUGAUCAGCUCAUGGAACAAAAUUUGGUCAUCUAUAGUCAAAGCUUAGGCACGUUUUGUUGAGCCCUGUCAUACUGUACACAUUACAACCAACACAAGGAAGGCUUCAGAAGCCAGAGGCCAUUGUCUUAGUUGGGAAAUUUUACAAGGACAUGAUAGUUGUGUAUAUUGACUAAUUGUAUGUGGCAAGUUUGAAAAUUUUGAACACAGGCAAAGAAACGCAUUACCAUGAUACACCUUCUUUUAUGAGCACAUAGAAUGAGAGAAUAACAAAUUUACAUCAAGAUUAUUGUUCAGAACACUGCCAUCUUCGGAUCUAUUUUAAAUAUAAGUGUUUUGACUUUUAA